GUGGACGAGUUGUAUAGAUCUACACUGGUACUUUGACGCCACUUCUCCUGAUCUGAAUUUUUAAACUCAAGACCGAGAAUUUGGUUUUCCUCAUCAAUUGAUUCUCGAAGUUGUAUUGCUGCAAUAUUGCAGCCAUGAAUGAUACCAGUAAAGCAAGUGAUACAAUCUCUCAACCAAGCUUUUUUAGCAGAAUUGGGACUGGUAUAUCACAGAGGUAUCAAAGUCUUUUGGAUCGAUCUGUACCCUAUGCCAUUCCUAGGUGGAUUGGAUUUGUCAGCUUUUAUAUCAUUUAUUUAGUCAGGAUAUUCUUCAUUCAGGGCUGGUACAUUAUAACAUAUGCUCUGGCGAUAUACCACCUGAAUCUAUUCAUUGCCUUCCUAUCACCCAAGAUAGAUCCAGCAGUUACAGAUGAUCCAGAUGAUGAUGGGCCUGCAUUACCCACCAAAUCAGGACAAGAAUUCAGACCUUUCAUUAGAAGAUUACCAGAGUUUAAAUUUUGGCAUUCUGCAACGAAAGCUAUAUUGAUAGCUAUGACUUUAACAUUCUUUGAACUCUUCAAUGUUCCUGUUUUCUGGCCUAUCUUAGUUAUGUAUUUCUUCCUGCUUUUCUUCUUAACAAUGAGGAGACAAAUUGAGCAUAUGAUCAAGUACAGGUAUCUACCUUGGACACGUGGUAAGACAAAGUACAAGGGAAAGGAAGAUACAGGCGAUGUGAUUGGCUCACAAUGACAUAAUGCCCCUAGCAGCGCAACCAAUCAGGACACAGAUAAACCAACAUAGAUCUUCUUGAGGUUGUUACAGGUCCCCAAAUCACCCAUUGUAUGUCUGCUUGAUAUCUGCCUUGAGUGUUUGUCUCAGUAGACAUUAUUUUACUCAUACGGCAAUUUCUUUCAAGAUCAGUUGUAAAUUACAAUGGAAAUUGUCAUUUUGGAGUUGUCCUAAAACCUGUUCAAGUUGUUUCUAUCUUUAGUUGGGGUUGUGCAGCACAUAGAUACAUGUAUAUGUUUUUAUCUUUUCUAAAGAUUUACAGAUUUGUUUUUUGUAUCAAUUAAAGCACGAGACUGAUGCUGAGUCCAGUUGGUCUCAUUUUUAUGGUGAUUCACAGUGUGAUUGGAAUCACUCUUAAAUGUUUUAUGCGGUAUGUAAGGUAUCACUGCAUUGGCCAAUUAAAGCUAUUGAAGAGGACGCACGCUAUUGCUUAUUAGUAAGAUUGUGCAUUGUACGCAUUGGCAUUUAAGCAUGAUUCUAACUCACCCUCCAGGUAUCAUUUUAUCCUGUUCUGAUCUCUGUAGAAAAAUUGAUACUAUCUGAAACUAUAGCUUUCCGUCUUAUUUCAGCUUUCUCGCAAUAUUGGAAUGCAGUCAUGAACUUGAAUCAAAUGGAAAUCAGGAAUAAUGAUCUGUAUCCAAUCUUGUUUAUUUUUAGUGCGAAUGGUUCUGUUUCACGGUUAUAGAUGUAUUAUUAUACUGUGCAGCAAACAGCAUGCCUUCCAUAAUUGAAACUUAUAUGAAUUUAGAAAACAGAAAAAUAAAAAGAAAGAACACUGGUUAAUCCUGUUGAAAUCAGUUAACUUUAUCUAAGGCAUGAAACCAAUUAUGUGUGAUCUUAGCUAUUCAAAGCACCACUUAUGAAUCUAUUUAAUGAAUAAUGAAUUAAUUAAACAAACAAUAAAGUGCAAAUAGCAAUAUUUAAGAUAAAGUUAGAUAGUUUUGUCCUUACACUACAUCAUUUAGCAUUAGACCUAACCUAUGUGCCCAAUUUGAAAUCCUUGAUAUAUAUAUUUUCUCCAAAUUGUAAUUUUCUUACUGCUCCAUUUUGUCAAACUUUCACAAUUCUUCCUCUCCCCUUUUGUUUUAAAAUCUUACAGAACAAUCUGCCAUUUAGUUUGCCUUAAGAAUUUAAAAAGAAGUUAGAAACCGACUUUGGUAUGUUGUUUUUAACACCAAACUGGUAAUUUCAAUCAUUUAAAGGUUUUUUGUCUUGUCUGCAUGCAUAGCAUAGGCACCGCUUUUCCGGCAGCGGCGACGGCAAAAGCAUUUAAAUCUUACCAAGAUUAAGUUUUUGAAAUUCCAUCAUACUUAGAAAGUAUAGUAACCUAGUUCAUGAAAAUUGAACAUAAGGUUAAUCAAGUAUUACUGAACAUCCUACCUGAGUUUCAAGUCACAUGACCAAGGUCAAAAGGGUCUAUGAACUUAGUAUUUUAUUAUCAUGUAAGUGGUGUUUUAUGUGAAUAAUAAUUCAUCUUAGUUGUUUUCAAAGUCAACACUGCUUCUAUAUGGCGUAAUGCAGGCGAGACUGCCAUAGGCGUUCCACUAGUUUUUUGGUUGACAUUUGGUUUCUCUCUUCACAAACUUGCUGAUAAAUGGCUGAUACUGCUUUAAAUAAGUUCAUUCCAAAUAAGUGGUUUCUGAAAGUCGACUUUAUAAUUUUUCAUAUUUAUCCUUUGUUGUAGUUUACAGUUUUAUCACUUUAUGAAAGAUCAAAUUUUCUGAUUAUUUAAAUCAAACUAUUCUUUAAUAAUGCAUGCCCUUUACUUGAAGUUUUGAUAAGACUCGCCUUUUAAUUUAUAGUGAAAAGGGAUUCUUAAUGUUGCACGUUGAGAUAUCUGUAUAUGAAGUGACAGGUUUUGUCCAGGCGUAUAGAUAACAUUAGGAUGUGAUAAGUGUGCAUGCAUUUAAGAUGUCUAUUCGGCAUUUUCAUAUUUAUGAAUUACCAAAGCAACACAUUAAAUCAGUUUGAUGGUCCAAAACUUUAAAGUGCAACA
This is a messenger RNA of Lytechinus variegatus (green sea urchin), 2763 nucleotides long. RefSeq names its product protein RER1-like. Gene Ontology annotation, cellular component: Golgi membrane. NCBI's taxonomy places the organism in Eukaryota, Metazoa, Echinodermata, Echinoidea, Temnopleuroida, Toxopneustidae. Bases 135 to 728 code for a protein of 197 amino acids. Gene Ontology annotation, biological process: protein retention in ER lumen; retrograde vesicle-mediated transport, Golgi to endoplasmic reticulum. The record is from RefSeq and is a predicted model, not a curated record. The transcript is spliced from 7 exons.